Anisakis simplex (herring worm) is the source of this 243-nucleotide messenger RNA. NCBI's taxonomy places the organism in Eukaryota, Metazoa, Nematoda, Chromadorea, Rhabditida, Anisakidae. The record is from the annotation of a GenBank genome assembly.
AUGAGAACGAUGGUGGAUGCUGUAAGUUCUGCACCGAUUAUACGGCAGUUAAGUGCUCGAGAACCACCACGGAAUAGUGAAUCGAACGCGAUUCUGACUCGCAAAAUUAGUGAGGGUGCGAUUGAACGUAAAACAACCAAUGGCAGCAUUAUUACGGUGGAUUCAUCAACUGAAAUCGCUAAUGAAAACGUUAAACGCAAAGAAAAAUUGCUGAAUUCAUUGAAGAAAGAGGCUAGAAUUUGA